Molecule: messenger RNA, 1594 nt
Organism: Drosophila takahashii
Lineage: Eukaryota; Metazoa; Arthropoda; Insecta; Diptera; Drosophilidae
Source: RefSeq, a predicted model, not a curated record
UGCUAGACAACAUCAAAAUUCCCCGAAACAAAGGGGUCUCGCUAACAGCUUUAUCGAUACUCCAGGUAAACCCAGGUGACCCUGGGAGUUGGCUUUCGUUACCCGACAGGAGAAGACCAUAAAUUUCACCUUCAAGAUGUCCGUCCACCGCAUUAAUCCCCGCCACCACUCCCUUGCCGCCCGGCAGAGGCAAUCGCGGACCACCCGGAUGACACGUCACACCAUCUUCAGCUUGAAGAGACCCAUCACCUUUCAGGUGCGCAAAUCCUUGGUGGAAUAUGUGAACAUGGAGCUGGCUGAUAUGGACACCUCGGUUUUCUAUCAGCGGAUUUUUAUACUGGCCAAAAACUGUCAUUUGACGCCCGUGGAAUCCGAGGAAGAGCUGCCCGCCGAAGGGGUUCCUGUUCAAGCGGAUCAGUUGGAACCGGAACCUCCAGCUGAAGGAGAGCACCUGCAUUUCACAGAGGAUGCCAUCCUGGAGAACGAUGAGAAUGAUUCACCCACCACCACGGUGACGGAAUCUGCACGCCUUCCUCCGGCGCCCGAUGAAGUUGCUCAGGAGGCGGCAGCGGGAACAGGACAGGAAGUGGUGACCCACACCUUUCGUUUCAGCGAGGAGGAUCACGGCGGGGAAGAGGACUCCCUCGGCGAGGAGGAGGAACUGGAAUUGGAGGCCCAGGCACCCGGUCAGCCCAAGGAUUUCUUUGCCAUCUUCAGCGAGCGACUGCAGGAGCUGCACAAGCAAUGCAAAGAGGUGGCCAUCACCACGGAUCCCAUUUGUGGUUUGUAUCUCCACAUGGGUGAGUACAGUAUGCUGAUGCUGGAGGCCUCUGAGGAUAUGAUAGGCUGCUUCACCCGGGAACUGGCCAGCUGCGCCGAGAACUUUUGGCAAAUGAACCGCGUCUUUCAUAUAGAGGAUCAUAUACAAGAACUCUACACCAAGGAUUUCAUAUUUCGCAGGAUUCCCUCGGUAUUUCUAAAUGAAAAGUUCCCCACUUCCACGCCCACAGAUGAGUAUUUGAUGGGCAAACAGCAUUUGAUCAUCAAGGACAAACUAUUGACUGUAUGUCGCCUGAUCUCCGAGGGCCAUGGAGGUCAAUUAGAUCCAGAUGCGGUUUCUAUGAGGGAGAGCGAUUUCGAGGAGGACUUGCUCAAGUCCAAGUCCAAAAGUUCCAUUCAAAGCGAUCAUUUACCUGUGGAUAUUUACAGAAAACACCUACCCGAAAUUCAACGCAUCGAAUUGGUUUUGGCCUCCACUCGGUUCUAUUAUGAUCUAGAUGAGUUUUCCAAGAUUUACGGACGGGUGCCUUUUUCACCCGACGAGGACGGAUUGUUUUGGCCCAUUCAGAACAAUUACACCCCACCGAACAUCUUCCGGCGCACUCCUUAUGAUAUUAAUCUCACUUUCGGGGAAUAUGCCGCUGUGGCUGGGAAAAGGAGAACCCAUGAGAGUCUGGUCGGGAGUUUCGAAGCCGAGGAGGAGUCUCCUGCAAAAACAGAGACUGCAGAGACUGGAGAGACUCCACCGAAAGCUGAAUGAACUGUUCUGCUACUUUGUUUUAAUGUGGUUUGAAUGUUUUGUCUUUCAGCAUUA